AAUGGGAAAUAGCAUCUGUCCAAAAUAGCGUACUCUCUCAAUUCAUGAAGUCCGAGUCUUUAUUAAACGUCCUCCUUGUACUAUAAAACUAGAGAAAGUCUCAAAAAUUAUAUUAGUUGACGACGUUAUAGAGAGAGAAGAUUCUCCUUAAAAUCCUCAAAUCUAAAAGACUGAAAUAGAGGAAUCAAAAAUGUAAUAUACAGCACAAUAAUCAGAAGAAAUGGAUAAUAAUGUAUAACGUCCUUGGCUUAAGAAAGCAUAACCUUAAUCUAAUGAUAGUGGGAUGAAAAAUGAUAUAUAGAAUGUAUCAUUUGAACCCAAUAGUUCUAGUUUUGAUUUGCUGAAACCUAAAUCUAUACUUAAAAUACAUAAAAAUGGUAAUCAUAGUUAAGAACACAUAUCAAAUGAUCAAUAAUCUAUAGGGUCAAUUAAAUCAAAUAAGAAAGUCAGUUUUGAUAAGCAAGUUUAAUUCAGCAAUUUUAGAAAGCAUUGA
This is a messenger RNA of Paramecium pentaurelia, 493 nucleotides long. The record is from the annotation of a GenBank genome assembly. NCBI's taxonomy places the organism in Eukaryota, Ciliophora, Oligohymenophorea, Peniculida, Parameciidae.